AUGCUCUUGAAUUUUGAUAGGAAUUUCAUUCCAUACUACGUGUCCAUCCUGGACAGGAACUUCUCGGCCGGCCUGUCGUCUCACAGCAGUCCGGCCUUCCAGAGGGAAGCCAGAGGAGUGCAGGGCGUGGUCGAGAAAGUCAUGAAGGGCUCGCAGCUCUCUCGAUAUUUCAACUCCACCACAGUGUUCGCCUUCGGCGAGGGGAGCGUGGUGGUUCACUUCUGGGUGCUGAUGUCCAUCCCCGGCAGCCACGCCGGCAGGGUCACGCUGCAGAAGGUGGCGUCCAGCCUGCAGGGCGGCCUGAGAGGCCUCGGCCGGCCAGAGGGGGAGGAGACGGCGAGCGUCGGGGGAUACCUCCUCCACCUCGCCACGCUGACCGUCAGCGACUGCUACCGCUACCAGAGGGUGGCGUCCAGCAGCCCCGUGGCGCUGUGCGGCCCCGACACGCGGCGCUCGUCCUGCAUGUGGCAUCUCCAGGCCGACGCCGGCUCCCAGCUGGAGCUGCACAUGGAGUGGCUGCUGCCCGAGUGUCGCGACAGGCUGGUGGUGUACGACUCCAUCACCCCCUCCGACGACCACCUCAUCACGUCUGUGUACGGCUGCAGUAGACAUGAGCACGUGGUUCGAGUCCUGUCGUCAGGCGAGUGGAUGACCGUCGUUUGGAAACAGGGUCUGUACAAUUACAAAGACCCCUUCUCCCUGUCUGCUCAGGCCUGGGAUCACCCGGACUGUAACGCCACCAUUCAGCUGGAGGCCGUAUCAGGGGUCCAGGGGACGCUCAGGACGCCGUUCUUUCCCAGCUUCUACCCUCCCAACACCAACUGCACCUGGAGCUUCACUGUAGGCCUGAACCGCAGACAGGGAGCCGGGCCACAUCCCCGGCUCCAUCAGCGUCCCCUUACCGUCCUUCCUGUCGCCGUCGGGCCACUUCCUGCCCCGGGAGCGGCUCCGGGCGCUGUUCACCCGGGCCGGCGUGGACCUGUGGCGGCCCGCCUGCGUCCUUGCGGGCACCCCGGCGUGGCGGUGUACGACGGCGGCUGGUCGGAGUGGUUCACCCGGGCGGCGCCCGAGCACGUCAUCUCCGAGGGCAGCGGGAAGCACCUGUGA
Messenger RNA from Salarias fasciatus (jewelled blenny), 1107 nucleotides. Its product is annotated as transmembrane protease serine 6-like. Gene Ontology annotation, molecular function: thiosulfate-cyanide sulfurtransferase activity. Bases 1 to 1107 code for a protein of 368 amino acids. The transcript has 8 exons. Lineage: Eukaryota; Metazoa; Chordata; Actinopteri; Blenniiformes; Blenniidae. The record is from RefSeq and is a predicted model, not a curated record.